AUAAGACCAAGGGCAGAGCUAGACAGGGUCUGUGUAUCCUGGUCUCCUCAUCUUUGGAUGCCAAGAUCACUGAGCUCCUUGUCAGUGAUCCUACUCUGCUGACUUUGAUUCUAGACGUGAGGUCCACACAGCUAACUUUACUUUUAGUUAAUAUUUAUUUCCCUCCAAUGACUCGUAGGGAGGAUGCUGUGUCAAAUUGGCUUAAAAUUGAAUGCCACUACGCACACUGGAAGGCCAAAUUCACCCACUCGCUACCAAUAAUUGCAGGUGACUUUAACACAAGGAGGGGAACUUAUUUGGUGGAUGCUCCUACGUCUGACUCGUUUUUCCCUGCUAAUAGGGGUGAUUUAAAGUGCAAGCUACGCCACUCUAAAGAUACUUUUUAAAACUCUGGAGUAGGUUUGCUCCAGUUUGUUUUUAAAAAUGAUUUGUGUAUUUUAAAUGGCUCCAGCCCAGGUGAUGAAUGGGGGGAGUUUACCUACGUCUCCCCUCGGGGCUCGAGUGUGGUCGAUUACAUUAUUACUCAUAAGACACUGAAAACCUUGGGCCACACUCUCAGAGUAGCGAAUCGCCCUGAUAGUGACCACCUGCUGCUUGAAUGAUCUUUUUUUAUCCCUGGUGUACUACAGCUGAAUAUACCACAGCAUGCACUUUCCAGAUUGCCUUUAGUAGCCAGCAUUAAUAAGAUAAAGUGGUCUAAUAAAACAGAACGGGAUUUUAACAGUUUUAUUCUUUCCCCCUGUACAAUGGAAGCCCUACAGUAAAUAACCACAGUUAACUCACCAAGUAAGGGGAUAAAGAUUUACGAGGACAUGAUAAAGGAUAUGAACAUCACACUCCAAACAUCUACCAACCCUUCAAAAGUUCUGGUUGAAAAAACUAACAAGUGGUUCGAUAAAGAAUGCCUUGAUCUCAGGAAAAGAAUUUGAUCUGCCUACCGUUGCUAUCGAUUAAACAAUGAACGACAACUUCCGCACUCAUAUUAUGUGCUAAGGAAAGAGUAUAAGAAGCUCAUCUGUAAGAAGAAAAACGAGGCAAUUAGGGAAUCAUGGCAAAUGCUAACAGCAGCAUCUAUGACCCACAGCACCAAGUCCUUCUGGAAACUUGUCUCUGGAGCCCUGGUUAAUUAUAAUGGUAGCCCAGAUUGUCACAUUCCAGCUAACAUCUGGGAGGACCACUUUCGUGUUGUUUUUAACGAUCCAAAAUAUCAAACCCUAGUCUUUCACCUUUAGUCUUUCCGGACACUCCUGCCUGGCCCUCCGUUGAUAUUAACACCAUUGAGGAACUAAUAUUUCAGCUAAAAACAGGUAAGGGUCCCAGACCAGACGGAGUCCCUUCGGAGCUGUUGCUAUGUAAUAUCAGCUGGUGGGCCCCCUUGCUGGCUUCCCUCUCCACCUUAAUCAACAACUCGGGAAUCAUACCUACAAUCUGGCUGAAAGCUUAUAUUGUUCCUACUUACAAGAAUGGCUCUAAGAAUUACCCGAGCAACUACCGCCCAAGAAGUUUACUGUCUAUUGUUGGAAAAGUGUAUGCCAGCUAUUUAAGUUCGAAGCUAAAUCUGUGAUAAAUGACAAUAACAUCCUGGGGGAAGAACAGAUAGGCUUCAAAUCGGGAUGCUCCACCCUUGAUCACUGCCUGGUACUGGCCCAUUUAGUGCAAAAAUACUCCAAACCACGAGGCGGCAAACUUUUCACAGCCUUUAUAGACUUGAAACCAGCCUUCGAUUCCAUCCUUCGUGAUCGUCUUUGGAGCAAGCUAGAUUCGCUGCUCAUAGAGAAGAGACUUUUGUUUCUGAUUCAUGCACUGUAUUAUAAUACCUCUAUACAAGUACGUUGCAGCUAUCGAGGCCAUCUCUCGAGAGAGAUCCACUCCUCCAAAGGUGUCAGGCAGGGGUGUGUUCUUGCCCCCACCUUAUUUAAUUUAUACUUGGCUGACCUCCUUCCUGCUAUGAGAAUGUUACAAUCCCAUCCACUCAAGCUUGGGCCUACCAAAGUAUCCAUCCUGCUGUACGCAGAUGAUGCGGUCUUAAUCUCCCAAACCCAGUUGGGUCUCAAAAGAUUAUUAAAUGGUUUUGUGGAAUACUGCGAAGCCAACCAUCUCAUAAUCAAUCAUUCUAAAUCCAAUGUAAUAGUUUUCUCCAGGAGGAAGGCCAGAUUCUCCUGGUCUAUGGGAUCUGCCUGAAUUGAACAAGUUAACACUUAUAAGUACUUGGGGAUCUGGUUUCAAGAAACGGCCACUUGGAGAACCCAAGCUAAAUAUGUUAAGGCCAAGGCUGAGAAAAAUCUGGGUGCACUGACCCGAUUCUUUUUCACUAAGAGCGGGAAAUUUGUGCCAGCUGUACCCCGUGUUUUAAAAAUUAAAAUAGUCCUGAGGAUACUCUAUGGGGCCCCAAUUUGGUACCCCUUUUUCAAAGGAUCACUGGAAGGAAUCUAUGCCUCCUUUCUUAGAUCUAUUUUUGGCGCCCCUAGAUGUGUCGCUGGAGCCACCCUUGCUUUGGAGGCUGGCCUUAACUCCAUAAACUGUCUAGCUUGGACAAAUGUCAUCCAAUUCUGGUUACGGUGCUGUCUCAUACCCUCUCAAGAUUCAUUCACUUAUCAGAUGAUGAGAGAUCCUAUUAAGUCAUCCUGGACCAAGAUUGUCCAGGACAAAGUUGCCUUGGUGGGUUUCUCAUACGCUGAGUUGCUUUCUAUGGAGCUUGGCAGGGCCAAGGCGAUUGUCAAACAACGGCUAGCUGAUAUAGACAAUCAAGAGCCCCUGGCAGCUGCUUCAGGCUCUCCCCGCUCAUUGGGACGCUCAGGACUCCCCUGCAAAGACAGGAUGAAGUAUCUAAGUUGGCUGUCUGUACCCAACUACAGAAGGGCAUUUUCCUUGGCCCGAUUCAAUGCCCUACCUUCUGAACUUUUGCAGGGCAGAUAUGAAAAAAUCCCGAGAAAUCUCAGAUACUGUCCAUGUGACAAGAUUGAAGUAGAGUUUGUCUCGCAUGUCCUAUUUAACCAUAGGUACUACGAUGGGGCUAGAAAAGAUCUUUUAAACCCCAUCCUGAAAUCCUUCCCGGGCCGUUCCCUGGAGGCUCUUUUGUUUGUCCUCUUAGAGGGCGCUGAAAAAUCACAGUUCAAGUUUCUAAAUUCUUGAACCUAGCCAUAAUCAGCAGACCAUGUAUGGUUGCUCUGCAAAAUUAAAUUAAUUAAUUAAAGUAACAAAAGAGCCAGAAUACUAUAGUAAGCCCCAGCUUGGAGCCUAUAAGGGUUUUGGUUAAUGCACCAAAACGCUACGCCCUUCUCUAGUCAUUUCCUCUUUUGUAUAGUCCUGAUUAAGAUACCUGUUUUAAUUAUAUUUACAUAACUCUGGUUAUGACUUUGUUUGUAUGUAUGUUCUAAUGUUUUGUAUUCGACCUUUGCUUGUAAUGGUCUUUGGACUAACCAAUACAUGUCUCUACAACCCUCUAAAUUUGUGUAAACUGAGAGAGAAAAAACAGACCCAUUUUGGACUUUUUUCUGACAGAGAUCUCAUAAUUUGUUGAAAUUAAUUAAAAAUCAGCCAUGUUCACAGAGUACCUAAAAUCCUAUUACUGACCUUGCCCCAUACUCUAACCUUUAUCUUCUGCAGCUUAAAAGUUUAAAAAAAUGCCUGGCUGAUUUUUAAUUACUUUAAGAAAUUUAGCAUUGAACUCAGUGAUAAGGCGGUCAUUACUGGUUUCUGCUAGUAGUAUGGUAUCGUCUGCAUAUAUUAAAUUAUUAAUAUUUCUCCCUCCAAUGUUCACACCUCCAUCUUGGUCCAAUCCGGCUUUCUGUAUAUGUUCUGCAUAUAGAUUAAAUAAAUAGGGUGACAAAAUACAUCCCUGUCUCACACCCGAUGGGGAAUCAACCAGUUUUUCUAUAUUCUCAGUAGCCUCUUGUCCAGAGUAUAGGUUGCGCAUCAGGACAAGCAGAUGCUGUAGCACCCCCAUUUCUUUUAAAGCAUUCCAUAGUUUUUCAUUAUCUACACAGCCAAAGGCUUUGCUGUAAUCUAUAAAGCACAGGGUGAUUUCCUUCUGAAAUUCCUUGGCCCGUUCCAUUAUCCAAUGUAUGUUUGCAAUAUGAUUUCUGGUGUCUCUUCCCUUUCUAAAUCCAGCUUGGGCAUCUGGCAUUUCUCACUCCAUAUAUGGUAAGAGCCUUUCUUGUAGAAUCUUGAGCAUUACUUUACAGUACUUGCAUGCGAUAUUAAGGCAAUAGUUUUAUAAUUACUGCAUUCCCUGGGAUCCCCUUUCUUUGGAACUGGGAUGUAUAUUGAACACUUCCAGUCUGUGGGCUAUUGUUUAGUUUUCCAUAUUUCUUGACAGAUUUUAGUAACACAGAAAAGAAGCAAAGUAAGAAGAACACCAACAAACAUAAAAAAAUGUGAUUCUCCAGCUUUGGAGAUGGCAGGUGUUGCCAUCACUCACCAUAUGCUCAGAGGCAAACUCUUCCAAGCUACACAGGAAGUAGAUUGGCCUGUGAAAGACCAACCCAAAGUGUUUGCAUUUUUUACAAAUCUGUAGGGCAGUAUAAUACCUCAGAGAGGAGGUCAGGUCUCCUGCGCCCCUGGUGCAUUCUUUAUAGCUGCCCAAUUUCCCUGCUUUUAAAAGUUUGAUAGAAAUAACUGUUGGCUAUAGGUACAUUCUUAAACCGCAAGGUUUUUUGUCUAUUAGUGAAUUUUUAUACUGCUUAAUCACAAAUGCAAAGCGGUUUACAUAAAAUAUAAAAUAUGCAUUAAAGUUACCCAUAAAAUCAGAUGUGAAAAACAAGUUAGCCUAAACAUUUUCAAAAUAAAACAAGCAGUUUAGCUUAUACAUACAUUUUAGAACACGUAUUAAAAUACAUAUCAUAUUUACAUGUUUGGGUAGGCUUGCCUAAACACACACACACACACACACACACACACACACGUCUUCAGCAGGCUCCAAAAACACCACAGGGAAGGCGCUGGUCUAUCAAUUGCCUGGAAAGACGGCGGGUUGUAUUCCAGCGCUCACAGUAAAGCCACUGAAGUCAAUGAACGUCACUAACGAUGGUUGAACCCACAGCUGGUCACGACUGAGAGAGAGAGAGUUGCUGCUUCUUGAAGUUUUCUGUUCUGUCCUGCUUAGUGCUCUUGGAAAGUGGACCUAACCCUUCUGUCCCCUGGAGAGCUGUUAGUCUUUGUGGCCAUGGGGCCUGGCCUUUUAAUUGCAUCUCUGUUGCAUGCGUGCAUCUUGCUACAUGAGGUGGAUUCUCUGAACUUCUCUAAGAACCCUGAGAAACAGAAGGCGGAGCACACACUCCUGAUUAAUGAGGUUAAUGCAGAUAAUCCGGGAGAAGACAUCUUGGAGUAUGUGGAAUUGUAUCACACAAGCGGCCAGCGGACCCCUUUGGAUGGCUACUCUAUAGUCUUUUACAAUGGCAAUGGCAACACAGCCUACAGAGUCAAGGAUCUUGCUGGCUUUUCCACCGAUAACCAAGGGUUCUUCCUCAUGGGGUCCUCCAUGGUCAUCCCAAAGCCAUCGGUGAUCCUGCCCAAGAACACAAUCCAGAACGGACCAGAUGCUAUUGCCCUCUAUUUUGGGAGGAGGGAGCUAUACGAGGGCAUGCCCAUCACUAACGAAAGGCUAGUGGAUGCUUUGGUUCAUAAGUCUAAGAUGAAUGACAAAGCUGAUGAGUUGGUCCGUAUUCUGACCCCGGAUGUGGAGCCUUUCUUGGAGGACCCUCUCUUCAGGACCACAGAUGAGUCGCUGGAGAGAUGUCAAGAGGCGGAUUCUCAGUGGUUCUUCCAAGUGUCCAUGCCUACCCCUGGCUUAGAUAACCACUGCAUCCCUUUUUCACAGCUGAAUGCAUCAAUCAUGUUGAUCAACGAGGUUAACCUUGCAUCGUCCCCCGGAGAAUUUGAGUUCGUUGAGCUGCAAGGCCCUCCUUCUACCAAUGUGAAGGACCUGGUGCUGGUGUUGAUUGAGGGGAGUACCCAAGAGAUUUACUUUGUCAUGGAGGUGCAUGGCAAGACGUCUCCUGACGGGUUGCUUCUCCUUGGCCCAGCCCAGUCCAACACCUCAGUGGACCUGCCAUUCCCCCAGAACACCAGCAGGCCCCUCCUCCGGGCAGGUGCCAAUGCUGUUGCCCUCUACAGAGGGACCCCUGCCUGCUUUGCCUUGGGGGCGGCUGCCUCAGCAACAAACCUUCUGGAUGCCUUGGUGUACACAACAGCUGAAGGCACUGAUUUGAAACUGCAGGAUAUCCUGACCCCGGGGAGACCCCUCUUCUGCGCAAGAGAGCGAUCCCAGCAAAAUGCCACGUCUGUGAGCCGCUGUGGCUGCUGCUCCAUUGCCCGGGAUCCUUCUACUUACGCUCUCGGCCUGCCCACACCGCGGCAAUUCAAUGACUGCCCUAAGCGGCGUUUUGGCCGAAGAAUUUCCUUGUGCCUCCAAGUCACAGAUUGUCAGCAAGAGUCCCUGGAGAAAACUAAAAUACUUACAGUGUUGUCCCAGGCCCUUGAUGAACGAUGCAACUGCGGAAUGUCUCCUGCUUAUUUCAAAGAUCCUGCUGCAGCCUGCCAGGGCCCAGAACUGGUUUUCACUGCUCUCCUGACUGCCAGGUCGGCAGAACAGCUCAACAGCCAGCUGAAGGCCUUCUCGGUUUUCCUUGAGAGCAAGGAGGUGUUACGCUUUGGAAAAUGGAACGGCACAGUGGCAAAGGCGUGCGUGAGAGAUGCUAAUGUGACAGAAAGGCCUCCAGAGGCAACGUCAGAAACUCUAAGAACAACCCAAGCAACCUCCCAGAUAGAACUGCUUAUCAACGAAGUGAACCCAGAUAAUCCUGGCGCACGAGAGGAUACUGAAUACAUUGAGCUCUUCUACCCUGGAAAAGCACCGUUUGUUCUCCGGGGCUACUGGCUAGUCCUCUACAAUGGCAAGAACAACUUGGCUUACAGCGUGUUGAACCUGACAGGCUACAGUACCGACGAGCGGGGUUUCUUCCUGGUGGGUAAUUCUGGGGUGAUCCCCAAGCCCUUGAUUGUUCUGCCCAACAAUACCAUCCAGAACGGAGCGGACGCUGUGGCCCUCUACCACAGUAGCCCCGAGGUCACCUACAAAAUGCACAUGCCCGUAACCGCCGUGGGGCUGGUGGAUGCCCUAGUGUACAAGGCCCGAGGCUCAGACAAAGCUGACAAGCUGCUCGCCGUCCUCACCCCAGGCCAGAGCCUCCUGCACGAAGACUAUUCUCACAGCAACCAAGACGAAUCUCUCAGCCGUUGUCACAGCCUGAGGCCAAGAGACCAUAGCAGCUUCCAGGUGACAGAAAUCACUCCUUUCCAGGAAAAUAUUUGUUCCCCUCAUGGUACGAAUUCCACACAGGAAACGCCCCUGAACUAUUCUGUCGUAAUCAAUGAACUGGGCAUGGCCAGCCGCACCCUUCUGUACCAGUUCAUUGAACUGAAAGGGAAUCCUGGUUUCAGCUUGAAAGGAUACACUUUGAUGUUCUUUUCCGGGCAUGAUGACAAGCCCUACGGCAGUCUGCAGCUUCAGGGCACAUUUGGAAGCAAUGGUUUAUUUGUUAUCUUGCCAGAAGGACAGUCCAAGACCAGCAAGGCUCACGAGCAACAGGUGAUGCCCUCUCUUUGGAGCGAUCCCUCCUUGCAACAGGAGAUCCAUUCUGUCUCAGUGUUCAGGCACAUACCGCAGGUUGCUAAUGGCACUACUACCGUGGAGCAUCUCGAAGAUGUUGCAGUUUAUACCUGGGAGGCCAGUGCAAGCAGAGGUCAUCCUGGUCUAUCUGGACCAGUCCAUUUUGUAUCUAGGAAAGGAGAGAGCAGAGCCCUGUCCUGGAGCCGCUGCCCAUCCUGCAGCGAAACCUAUGCGGUCUCAGACCCCACACCUGGCUUGGAAAAUUGUUGCCCUCGGGAAUCUCUCUCUCUGGAUCUGGGAAUCUGCCUGCUGACCCCCAAUUGCUCCAUGUGGCCUCAAAACCCACUGAUGCUGGCGAGUCUCCAACAAGCGCUAGUGAGAUCCAUGGAGGAGAGCUGUUUCUGUGGCAUCUCACCGUGCUAUCUGCAUGGUGUUAAUUUCACCUGCCUUAAUUCCAUCCUGAAAGUCUCUGGCCAGGUGUGGGCCAGGUCACCCAGACAGCUGCAGCUGCUCAUUCAAUGGCAUUCUAACUUCUCUGCAAGUCCCCACCCAUUUCCUGUGGACGGGAGAAUGCUCAAACCUAAUGCUGCAUGUUCAACUCCAGGAAACCCAGCGCCAAGGUCGGAAGCUUCAUUUCAAGCCUGGGAGAUUGCACUCAUCGUCGUGGGGUCCAUCUUGCUGGUGCUGCUGUUAACUGGUGCCACUUUUUAUUGCAUCAAAAGACGACCUCAGAAUUACACUACCAUUGAGAUGAAUGACCACUGUGAGAUUAUGGAAGACAUUUGACUCUCCAGGAACAGUCCUAACCAGGAAAAUGCUAUUUCUGGAACUGUUGGGGAUCAGGGGGAAAAACCCCCUGGAAAGUAGCUGUUCUGGCUGCUUGGCGUUUGCACAAAUGAACCAAGAAUGUAGUGUUGGACAUUUGAAACCCCCCUGAUUUAUUUGCUUCCCAUCUUUACUAGGGGGCGUACGAAACCGGGGCCCUUGUUUCUAGGGCAUCUUCUGAUUUUGUCUACCUGGGUAUCUGGGAAGAUUAGAGUGUUGGGGUAGAUGUCCUUGAGUUUUGUUUUGUUCCAAACAGCUUUUGUGUAUGCUAUAUUCUCCUGUAAUUGUUAUAAUUCUCUUGCGGUGGUGGCUGGUGCCCAUUGGGACAGGUGGGGCAGAGGGAAGGGAGGCCCGAGCAGUAGGUGGAGCCAAAGCCAAUGACAGGCAGCACCAACUCAUUCCAGUUUUGUCCCCAUCUUCCUCCUCCCUGCUGAGUUCUGCAAGGACAAGAAUGAAACUGAAGAGGAGGAAGCUGCUAGCCAGUGCCACACCCUACACAUGUUGGAAGUAGGAAGGGCAGGGGAGGGGGCAGACUGAGGUUGGUGGGGCAGUGUCCCAUUUACCCUAAUGGAUCAGCCUCUCUUAAAGAAGAAACCAAAGCAAUUGCUGUUAUACUUUGGGAAAGGGCCACAGCACAGUUGCAGAGUACUUAAGGUUGCAUGCAGGGCAGCUCAGGUUCAGUUCCAGGCUUCUCCAGUUUUUUAAAAAAAUCAUAUAGUAGGCAAUAGGAAAGACCUCUGUCUGAUCUCCUUACAGCAAUAGCCAUCAGCUCGGGUGGCUUUAAAAGAAGACUAGACAAAUUCCUGGAGGGUAAGACUUAUCAAUAGCUAUGUUCUUCCUCUCAGUUGCUGGGGAUUGCAGGUGGGGAGAGCACUGUUGCACUCAGGUCCUGCUUGUGGACUUCCCAUUAGGGCAUCUGGCUGGCCACCACGAGAACAGGAUGCUGGACUAGAUGGGCCCCCCUUUGGCCUCAUCCAGACAGGGCAGUUCUUAGCAGAUCCACAAGAGGUGCUACCAGGCUAGACAAUAUUGUGCUAGAUGGACCAGUGAUCUGAUAUCAUGCUUUUUCGUCUGUUCCUAAUCGAUGGAUGGUACUAGCCAUCCCAUCUACUGCUGCUGGCAAUGAGUUCUGCAAGUUAAAUCAUGCACUGCUGGACAGAAGUAUUUUUGGAAGGAGGAACUUAAAGCCUAGUGGCAGAGCAUCCGUUUUGCUUGUAGAAGAUCCAGCUCAAAGAACUGAGGAACAGCAAAGACUUUUUUUCUUCCUGAGAUCUUGGAGAGGUGCUACCGCUUAGAGUAGGCAGUAUCAGGCUAGACAGGGCCAAAGGGCCGGGCCUGAUAUUCAGGCAGCUUCCUGGGUCCUGUUAUUGUGGUGGGCUGGGGUGGAUGGUUUGACUUGCUGAGCUAGUUAUAUUUAAAGUCUCUUCUGCUGUUACAAGGAUUACUGAGCUAAUGUAUGAAACACAUGGACUACUUGAAAUACUGUUAUAUAUUAGCCACAGGGGAGUGAUGAUAUGACAUGCCUCUGUUUUGAUCACCUACUGCCCUCUGCUGCUCAUCCCCCACUAUAGAUCCUGAUUUUUAUUUUGCUGCAGAAAAAUCUGAGUUCAGGCCUGCAGGGCCUUCUCGUUUCUUUGCUAGAACCCUCUGAUCUCCCAGCCAGAACUUGGUGGAAAAGACACUUCAAAUAAAAUAAUACAGCCCUUCCACACAUACAAAUACUUUCUUCAUUGCAGCAGUAUAAUAUAGGGGAGUUGUUUUGCUGCUGCCGUUGUUAAAUAAUCUGGAUGUCAGACAUCUUUGUUGAGCUACCUUCUGUGCUUUGUCUGCUCUGAUUGCAAAAUGGGAACGCCUCCCAUCUGAAACCUUGGAGAGCUGCUGCCAGUCAGUAUCGACAAUACUGAGCUAGGUGCUCUGACACUGUAUAAGGCAGCUUAUGUUCCUGCCCCUGUUCUGCCAGCCUCUUUUGCUGCCACAGAAGACAACACUUACUGAUUGAAGCUACGGCAUGUAGAAUACCCAGAUCCAGUCCCAGGGCUGUCUCCACUGUUUGUCCUAUUCAGAGCAGACCUACUGAAAUUGAUGGACAUGACUAACUUAGGUCCAUUCAUCUCAGUGCAUCUACCCUGAGUAGGAUGUAGUUGGAUACAAUCUUAUAUUGCAACUAGGCUGCCUUUUGCAAACUUUAAAUCUCCUUUUCAAUUCAUUUAAAACUGAAGGUAAGGAAAGGAAGACUGAACAAAAUCAAUGCUCUGACAGGCACAGAUGCUUUCACCACAGUCCAUUUACUUUGCCAAGGCACACUUCUGACCAUCUCGCAGCACACAAGAGGUCCCUUCCCUGUAGUCCGGGAAUCAUUUACACACCAUUGUCUAGGUGUUGUUGGCUCUCCUGCUGACACGUUGCCCCAUCUAUAUAUGAGAAUGGUGAAGGCUUUAUAUGGACAACUGACAUAAUUAUUUAUAAAGCAUCUUCAAAAUCUAGGUGCUGUACCAAACCUAAAUCUUCAUGUCUCAUUCCCUGCCACCCUGAUUUAGUUAUGCACGUUGAGAAGUCAGCAAAGGCUGCAGGUUAAGUUAUUCUGGUGUAGCAGGGACUCAGAUUCCUGGAGGUUGUUUCAGCAUCCAGCGCAGGCAGGCAGCAGCUUGGGCACAGGUGCCAGCAGGAGGAAGAUCACUCCACCUAGUAAGCAGCUGUGGACCACUAAAACAGCUUAAUCAUUAUCCCCACUGCCACUCCCCUACUCCUUGGUCAGAUAAGUUCCAUCUUGAACUGGCUGAAACUUGGCAAAGGCGGUGAGGGGUCUGCCAUGUUGCUGUAAGGGGUACAGGGGGCACUGGCAGGUACCGCGUUGUGGCCGACAGUGGAGCUCAACUGCUGCAGUGUCACAAGGAGCUCCUGCUGCAAGCGCUGCUGCUGUUCCUGUUGGCGCUCCAGCCGGCCCUGGCGCUCCAACACCAGAUGCACAGCUUGAGCAAGCUUCUGGACCUCAGCGUGCACUGUAUCCAGUUUCUCUGCAAGCGGCUGAGGGCUAGCAGGGGGAACCAAGGAGGCAGCCAUCUGACCUCCCCACUGAGCGUUCUGAUGGAUUGUAGAGCAGGUGAGGUUAAGGAUAGAAGUCUGAGUACUGGCAUCUUUAGUCUGGGGGGGAAAAACCCAAGAAGAAACAUCAGAGGAUCAUUGGAGGCAGUUAUUCUCUUCUCCAUGCAUAGAUUCUAGCUUGGGGGUCAUCAAUAUGGUCCCAGAAGGUGCCAAUGUGCCUGCCAAUAUCUCCUCCUGUGGUGCUUGCAAAAGGCAUUAGUAAAUAACUCCUCAAAAUCCACCAAAGGCUGUUUGCUCUUCCUCCUCAGUUUUUGCUUGCGCUGGCUUAGCUUCAGCAAGGAUGCCCACAUUUCAUUGGAUGCUUACCCCCCCAUUCCCUUCUGAAGAAAGGAGAGGUGCAGAGAGCUUUCCUCUGAGUGUGGCAGUGGCUAAUGUAGGUGCCUUUCCCCCCAUUGAUGGGGGGGCACGCUACACCAUUUGGUGGCCCCAUCUCUUUUUCUGCUCUUAGAUGCAGCAACAAAUAUCCCAUGCCCGUUUUGUGACUGGCACCCGCUGCACUUUCUCAACAUUCCAAAUAGGCCCCCUGCAAAGGAUGGCAACCCCUGCUCCAGCUGUUUUACAACCGUGGGAAUCCCGUUACCCUGCUCUCCUGGGUCCUAGUCCAACACUCCAACUGCUACACAACACUGGCUCUCUUGCUUCAGGCUCUGUUGUGGGUCAGCGUGAGCAAUGGCUGGUUUCUGAAUCUGUGGCAGAAGGUGGCUUCCAGUAAACAGAAGAAAGCAUUUUUUCCCCUUGCCCCCUCAACUCAUGCAUACAGACAACCCAUACGCUCUCUCACAAACGCGCAAAAAAACAACCUUCCCUUUACCUGGGAUGUUUUUCACUGAAAGGUAUCAGUGUCAAGGCAUGCAAAUCCUGCAUCACUUACAUGCGCACAGCAGCCAGAAGACGCAGCCAGGGCAGGAGUCAUCCCCCGGGAAGAGUGACCGCUUGGUUGAACCCUCGGCAUGACAGGCAAGCUGGGAGGAGGACCAGAUGGAUUCUGCCCGUUCUGAACAUUUGCCUAAUGGACGAGGGAGAAGGAUCAGGGCCAGCAUAAACAUUGCACCUCCAGAGCAAAGCACACAUGAGGAACCUUUUUCCAAUUCAAGGGCCACAUCCCCUCAUGGGAAAAGUGGGGAGGGCAAAAGAUGCUUGUACAGUAUGUUACAUGUCAGCCAUGCAAAAGAUGUAGCCAACUUAGAGUAGGCCCACUGAACUUAAUAGACAUGGCUAACUUAGACAUAUUCAUUUUAAUGGGUCUACUCCAAGUAAAACUUAGCUGCAUGCAACCCAGAGGUGUUUAUGCUCAUACCCCACAUCUCUCCAUCCUCCAUCCAGACAGGCAAGAGACAUUCUCCGAGUUCAAGGACACAUAAAACACCAGAAGACAGUGGGGAGCAGUCUGAUGAGGGCUGUGUGGCUUAGGAGAGGGUGCAGUCGGGGGGGGGAAUCUGAUUUUUUAAACUUACUUAUAUUCCUUAACUCGUUUUUGGUUGCAGAACUGGCUAUUCAUAACUUUUACUUGUAAUAAAGAGUCCUGAUUUAUUUUUGCACACA
Rhineura floridana is the source of this 13078-nucleotide messenger RNA. RefSeq lists its product as uncharacterized. The transcript is spliced from 14 exons. NCBI's taxonomy places the organism in Eukaryota, Metazoa, Chordata, Lepidosauria, Squamata, Rhineuridae. The record is from RefSeq and is a predicted model, not a curated record. Bases 5165 to 8395 code for a protein of 1076 amino acids.